Dissoconium aciculare CBS 342.82 is the source of this 1722-nucleotide messenger RNA. RefSeq lists its product as uncharacterized. NCBI's taxonomy places the organism in Eukaryota, Fungi, Ascomycota, Dothideomycetes, Mycosphaerellales, Dissoconiaceae. The coding region runs from base 156 to 1268 and encodes 370 amino acids. The record is from RefSeq and is a predicted model, not a curated record. The transcript has 3 exons.
CGAACAGGAGACCUACGUGCAAACUGCAGACGCCGUACACCUUCCAAACAUCUCAUACUGCAUUGGUUGAGAAUUGGUUGCACGUUUUGAUUGCCAGCCAGGUGUGCAUGCAAUGACAUUGACAUGAACUCGCAAAAGCAAGCAUAACAGCAAUCAUGAGCAAUUUCGGUACCUUCGGCAGCUUUGAGCUCAACUCUAUUCUGCGUGGAGCACAGCUUACAGUUGUUGGCGCCCAUCGCGCACUUCAGAAUCCUGGCAUUUUCACCAGUGAUCACUAUCGUCAGGCUGCAAUAGCAGUAGCAGCCGGAAUUGCAAUCAGACUGGCCCUCUCAAUUCCCACAAUCGGCAUUCGAGUUUUCAUACAAUUUCUCGGCCUGUUCACAGAUCUCGAAGAUGUGACAUGGGAUAACGAUAUCAUCGAUGGCGUACAGUUCAUCGAGCAUUCCGUGCUGCAGGUCCCUUUCUUUCUCAUGAGCCUGAUGAGAUAUCUGAGUCCAGCAAUGGACGGCAUGUUCAUGGACUCUCUCAACUGGGUAGAUUCUACCUACAUCCGCAAGCAUCAAUCAGAGGACCCGACUCAGCUUCGUGCGAUGUACUACCCCAACUUGCGCCUGUAUAGCUCGGCUACAGAGAAGAAGGAGAAGAAGAAUCCUCGUGGCGCCUUAUUUGCCUUCCUUCAACGCUUUGGUAAAAGAGCUGCAUUGUCACUCGGAGUCUACUUGCUCUCGUUCCUGCCCGUCGUUGGCAGAUUUGUGCUGCCUGCUGCGAGUUUCUACACAUUCCACAAGGCAGUCGGUCUUCCACCGGCUGUGCUCGUUUUCGGCAGCUCCCUGUUUCUUCCCAGAAAAUACUUGGUCAUGUUUCUGCAAAGCUAUUUCUCAAGCCGCAGUCUCAUGCGAGAAUUGCUCGAGCCAUACUUCUCACGCAUUCGAUACACGCCACAGCAGAAGAAAGCCUGGUUCCACGACCGAGAAGGUGUCCUCUACGGCUUCGCGCUGGCAUUCUUCGUGUUCCUCAAGAUCCCACUUCUCGGCGUUCUCAUCUAUGGUAUUGCAGAAGCGUCGACGGCGUACUUGAUCACCAAGAUCACUGAGCCACCACCACCUCCAGCAGAAGCGGAAGAGUUCAAGAAGAAGGAUGUCCGAUGGGUGAACAAACACGAAUUUCUGCAGCUGCCGUUGGAUGGACUGGACAAAUUCAAUAUCGCGGAGAAGUCCAAUAGUUCAGCGGAACGCCUGAAGACGCCUCUGCGGCAGCAAUUUACUUAAAUUUGGGCAUUACACAGUAGCAAUUUUCUGUUCAAAGAUUCAGGUGAGCUUGAACGAGGCUGUGGACGUUGACGCUUGUCAACGUGUGGUUUCAGCCCCAAAUUAUCCGGAAGGACUUGCGCUGUUGAGAUGCUAUCCUCCUCGGCUGUUGGACUGUGGUCAGCCGAUGAGCUGCUCGUCUCGGCGGCCACGAGACUGGACCGUUGCAACAAUUAAUCAUGCUUGCUGUGGCAGUGCAAAUUUUCAAUGUGAAGCUGUCCCUCGUCUUGGUCCUCCGCGCGUUCCACCAGGUGUGAAUGUCGCUGCGGGCUUGGCAAUACGGAGUACCUUCCCGGAUAUCUUGCGGCUCCAACAGGUAGAUAUCAGUGGGUCCUGCAUUCGUGACUGCAGGCCUGAUCCUGGAAUAUAUUCAUACCGCGUGAUCCCAUAUAUGCAAAGCUUGUUUAUCGCGACG